This is a messenger RNA of Rhagoletis zephyria (snowberry fruit fly), 5122 nucleotides long. RefSeq lists its product as uncharacterized. The record is from RefSeq and is a predicted model, not a curated record. Gene Ontology annotation, molecular function: nucleic acid binding. Gene Ontology annotation, biological process: DNA integration. NCBI's taxonomy places the organism in Eukaryota, Metazoa, Arthropoda, Insecta, Diptera, Tephritidae.
CGCCCAAGGAGCGAAUAGUGUAUUGGUGCCGUCCGUGACUUCAAAACCAUCCACCAAACGUGGAUACUUAAAUGCUCACGCUGGCGAUGUCAGAACUGGGAAACACAGCCCGUGCGUCAUAUGUCAUGGAAAGUGUAGUACGACGGAGAAUUGCAGCAAAUUUAGGGCUGCGGAUAGAGCGGAGUGGUGGAACUUAGUGCGUCUAAGUAAUUUGUGCCGUCGCUGCUUAAAGGUACACCCUCGUCUUCAAUGCCCCUCUGACGUCGUAUGCGGGAUAGAUGGUUGCGUUUCCAUACACCAUCCCUUACUUCACAAACAGCGGAACAAUCCAGUUAGCUCACCACUGGCUAACUCCACGCUAAACACUCAUAGCUGCGACAUGGAAUCAGUUUUAUUUCGGGUGCUACCGGUAACGCUUCACGGUAAGAACAUAAAGAUUAAAACAUACGCGUUUUUCGAUGACGGUUCGUCACUUACGUUGAUGGACGCCGAACUACAAAAGCAAUUGAGACUUUCGGGCACAGCACAGCCUUUGUGCCUGAAGUGGACAGCGAACACCCACCGUUAUGAAGACGACUCCCAGGUGCUCGAGUUGAAUAUAUCUGGGUUCAACGACAAAAGACGUUUCACGUUAACGAACGUGCAUACAGUAAAAAGACUUGAGCUUCCAAUGCAGUCUAUCGAUGCCAGUAAGCUUCAAACCAAGUACGCACACCUGCGAGGCCUUCCGUUGUCCUCCUACGUCGACGCCGUGCCGAAGCUAUUAAUAGGUCUGAACAACAGUCGCCUGGGCCUAAGUCUUCGAUCACGCGAAGGGUCUGACAAUGAACCGGUAGCAGAAAAGACACGCCUGGGGUGGACAUUAAAGGGUGUCCUGGCAGCGCAACGACGAAAUUCCGGCUACCAUGCAUUUCACGUUUGCGACUGUGAUACCGCAGCAAACGCCGAGUUACUACAAACCAUUAAGGAGUACGUUCUUUUGGAUAAUCUGGAAGUCGUUGGAAAGGCUGGCGAUCUGAUAUCCAAGGAAGACAAUCACGCGGUUGAGCAGCUCAAGUCUACUACCCGGCGUGUUGAUGGUCGCUUCGAAACCGGAUUAAUCUGGAAAUAUGCUAACCACACGCUUCCCGACAGCCUACCGUUAGCCUUGCGGAGAGCGCAGUGUCUCCAGAGAAAGCUUACGCGUGACCCAGAACUCGCCGAGAUUCUGUCAUCCAAAAUCGCAAAUUAUGUGGCUAAAGGAUAUGCUAAGGAACUGCCAGCCGAUUCGCUGUUAGAAAAGGGGUGUUGGUACCUGCCCAUAUUCCCCGUACGUAAUCCGAACAAGCCACAAAAGCUUCGCAUCGUCUGGGACGCUGCCGCCAAAACCAGGGGGGUAUCUCUAAAUUCGAUGCUCUUGAAAGGACCGGACCAAUUGACCUGUCUACUAUCUGUUCUAAGAAGAUUCCGACAACGAGCAAUAGCCUUGAGUGGAGACAUAGAAGAAAUGUUCCACCAAGUCCGCAUCAGACGUGAGGAUCAAAACUAUCAGCGUUUUGUGUGGUUUGCACCCGGCGCCACUGAACCGUCAGUUUUCACGAUGACAGUCAUGACUUUCGGGGCCACCUGCUCACCUAGCAGUGCUCAGUACAUAAAAAAUCUGAAUGCAGAGGAGUUCCGGAACCGCUUUCCGAGAGCCGUCGAGUGUAUCGUCGACAACCAUUAUGUUGAUGAUAUGCUUGAUAGCGUGGACACAGUAGGUGAGGCUGUCAAGCUUGCCAGAGAUGUCAAGUUCAUUCAUGGGGAAGGUGGUUUCCAUAUCAGAAACUGGCGGUCGAACUCCGAGUCGGUCCUGCAAGCACUGCACGUUGGUGCCAGUAAACCCGAAAUGAGCUUGAGUCCUGAUCCAGAGAUACCAGCUGAGAAGGUUCUGGGCCUUUGGUGGCUCACCAGAGAGGAUUGUUUUACAUUUCGUGUGUCUCCGCAUCACAAGCAUGGGGAUCUUCUGCGCAAUCACCGUUGCCCUACCAAGAGAGAAGUAUUGAGUAUUAUCAUGAGUAUAUUCGACCCUUUAGGGCUACUUAGUUUUUACAUCGUAUACGCCAAGAUAUUAUUCCAGAAGAUUUGGCGCUCAGGUUGUGGCUGGGACGACAACAUUCGCGAUGACUAUUACUCCGACUGGCAGAGAUGGGUUCGCCUACUUCCUGAGGUGGAGACCGUAAGGAUACCACGAUGCUAUUUCACAGAUCUGAGCCACGAGUCCGAGCUGGAAAUGCACGUCUUUGUUGACGCCAGCGAAAAUGCCUACGCGGCCACAUGCUACCUACGUCACUCCAUUGGAAGUGUCAUCAAUUGCAGGCUGGUAGGAAGUAAAGCGAAAGUAGCACCGUUGAAGAUGCUCUCGGUUCCACGGCUCGAGCUGCAGGCUGCUGUCCUAGGAGCUAGACUGGCUGCAGGGGCACGCUCUUCGCAUACGCUAAACAUUCGACGACAAACGUAUUGGACCGACUCCCGCACUGUGCUGGCGUGGAUUCGCGCUGACCACCGUCGCUACUCACCAUUCGUGGCAUUUAGGGUGAGCGAAAUCUUGGAACUAACGGAGAUGUCAGACUGGAGAUGGGUUCCUUCAGCGGAAAACGUUGCCGACGACGCCACAAAGUGGCAAACCACGCCUAACAUGUCGAGUCAAAACCGAUGGUUUAAUGGACCACAGUUCCUAGUUCUUGACCCUAAAUUCUGGCCUGUCGACGCUGAAGGCCUCGAACCCACUAGAGAGGAGCUGAGGGCCAAUUUCGUAGGUUAUCAUGGUACGGAGCAGCAAGAGCGAAAGACCUUGGUAGCGCAUGAACGCUUUUCGCGGUGGACUCGUCUCCUGCGAACAAUUGCGACUGUUGUACUGAGUCUCCGCAGGCGGAAGAUGUACAGCAAAGGUAUACGAACACCCUGUCACCGGGUGGAACAAGAAGACCUCAAUAGUGCCGAAAAGAUACUUUGGAGAGAAGCCCAAUACGAGGCAUUCGCUGACGAAAUCGCUCUGCUUGUGAACGGGAAACCACUAAACCGAUCAAGUUCUAUCUACAAGCUUUCACCAUACCUGGAUGAGGGAUCAUUGCUACGGCUCGGUGGCAGAUUCAAUUUGCCCGGAUGUCAGGACCAAGUUAUAUUGCCACGAUGCCACAACAUAACUCGACUGCUGGUUUUAGACUACCAUAUCAGAUAUUGCCACGGGAACUCGGAGACCGUUGUGAACGAGAUACGCCAGAAGUUCUGGAUUUCCCGACUACGCGCCGUGGUCAAAAAGAUUCGCCAGGAGUGCCAGAUCUGUCGACUCAAAAACGCGUCCCCACGACCACCAAAGAUGGGCAACCUACCCGCGGCCCGAGUUACUCCCUUUGUCCGGCCGUUUUCAUACGUGGGUGUCGACUACUUUGGACCAUUGUUGGUGUCCGUACGCAGGAGCACGGAGAAGAGGUACGGCGUGCUCUUUACUUGCCUGACAACGAGAGCGGUUCACUUGGAGAUAGCGUACUCAUUAUCUGCCGAUUCGUGUAUCCUGGCCAUUCGGAGUUUUAUGGCCAGACGCGGCGUCCCACGUGAAUUUUGGAGUGAUAACGCCACCAAUUUCAAGGCCACACAGCGGGAACUCAGUGCUUCCUUUAACGAAAUGGACAAGGACAAGCUUGUACGCGCCUUUACGAGCUCUUCCAUGAAGUGGAUGUUCAUACCACCAGCAUCGCCACACAUGGGUGGUGCCUGGGAAAGGCUAGUUAGGUCGGUAAAAGACGUCCUUUCGAAGAUACUACAAUCGCAACGACCGUCUGACGAGCUAUUGCGAGGAGCCUUAAUGGAAGUCGAAUCCAUCGUCAACUCCCGACCACUCACCUACAUACCGCUGGAUCACUAUGAAGACGAGGCUCUCACACCAAAUCACUUCUUGAUUGGCAGCUCCAGCGGAAUGAAGCCCUUGAUAGAGUUUGUUGAUGAAGCAGUUCAAUUGCGAAGAGGUUGGAGAUGUGCUCAGCAACUGGCGGAUGCAUUCUGGAGACGUUGGGUGCGCGAAUAUCUACCCGUAAUAACUCGGCGAACAAAGUGGUUCGAAAAGGUAAAGCCAAUUGAAGAAGGGGACGUCGUCUACCUAGUGGACCCGAACGGUCCGAGAAGCUGCUGGCCCAAAGGUCGAGUGAUCUCUGUUAGAGUAGGCUCUGACCAACAGGUGAGGAGCGCUUUGGUGAAGACUAGCGCUGGUAUAUACGAGCGACCGGCCACGAGACUUGCCGUACUUUCCGUGAGUAUACCGGAGAAUGGGGUAGAUCCGAAGGAUAUACCAGGGGGGAGUGUUAGAAAAGAUACGGCAACACCCUAGUGAAUCGAAAGGAAUUUAUGGGGGACGUUUCUGCGAUUGUUUUGACAUUCUGCCUUUUUGAUCUCUUUUUUGCACGUGUGCACACAUAAAUUGAAAAUUUAAAUCAGGAUUGAUCCCUUUUUGUACUAAAAUAUUUCAAACGACAGUCAAAUAAAAGCGUUUUGAGAAUUUGGGCGUGGGAUCCAUCACUGAAUCCGUAACAGCACUUGUCAUAAGGGUUUCCCUUAUUCUAUGUAUAUAUUUGUCAUAUAGUCUGUAAGCGUCCUGUUUGUUGAUAAUAAUAAUAAUAAAUAAAUAAUAAAAUAGGUCUCCGUAUUUACUCUGCGUGGUGCUGUGUAUGUUAGAGUUAUCAAAGGUUAUCCUGCUAUAAAAAUUGACAAGCAAAAUGAUUUGCAAAAAUUCUUUUGACACGUUAUAUUCACUCUCUUUAAUGCUUUGCUCGUGUACUCUUAGUUUAAGUAUGUAUAUGUUUUCUUUAACUUCCUUUGUAAAGAUGGGUCAUCUUUUAAUUAUUUACUUGGUAUUAGAAUGCGUUUAUUUUUCCUUUUGUUUUGUAGUUGCUCCUGUUUGUAUGCUUUAUGGUAGCUUCUAAAGGCAAACUCAAUAGCAUUGGUGACAACAGCCUAGCUAUGUUAAAUAUUUUAUGUAAGCAACAGAACGGGCGUAACAUUGUCCAUUUCAAUGCCCGAAGUUUAAAUAAUAUGAAAAUGGACUAUGUUAGAUAUGUGUUUGAGUCCUCCGCAGUUGAUGAAAUAUGUGUAUCUGAAACCUGGUUCUCCA